CCUCUGCAUCGAUGAAGUUCAAAGCGUUUCUGACUGAGAACGGAAUGAACCUAUUGGAGAAGAGGUUCCUUGCAGCACUCGACAAGAUGGGAAAAGUGUGCCACUUGUACCUCACAAAAGACCACGCUAUCUUCCUCCAUAACCUCCUCAACGGCGACGGCGUUCAAUCCAUCGCACAGUUUCGCAAAGAAGCGCUCUUCGAUGAUUACAGAAUCUCCAGCCAGAACGACGAUCGUAUCGCAUUCGCCGUCGAUCUUUCCCUUCUCCAUCGCGCCCUCCGCAGCGCCGUCGCCAUUUGCUCUGAAUUCGCCGCCUCUGCCUCCGCCUCCCCUAACCGCCUCCAGAUUAAGCUCGUCAAGAAGCUUCCCCCAAAUUGCACCCAACCAAUGCCCUUUCUCACCUUCGAAACGCGAGGCUAUAAAUCCGCGGUAAUUCAAGAUAUCCCUAUCUCCAAACCGUUGUCCAGAGCUCAAGUUGUUGAGCUUCAAAACGCUUUGGAUAUGGCACAAGAUCUUCCCCAAACGCUGGUUCAGGUGCCUGAUUUGAACCAGUUGCUCAACUUUGUGGAUCGGAUGAAGCAGUUAGGUGAUGUUUUGAAUGUUUUCAUAAGCAAGUAUGGGGAUUUUAGCGUGCAGGUUUCGACCACACUGAUCAGCCUUAGUGCUGAGUUUGGGAAACUGUUGGUGAUUGGGGAGCAAGCAAAUGCUCCUGCAGAAGAUCAAAAUGUCAGUGCUCAGACGCGAUCGUCAAGGUCGAUUUCAAGAGGAGAUGGUCAAUCUGUGCAGGUGAGUGUGAAGCAUUUUGUCAAGAGUCUGCAGUGUCACUUGGCCAAACCAGAUUGUGCUUUCUAUGGGAUCGCUCCUCAGGGAAGUUGUUUGACUGUGAUAUUCCAGUUCUUCAUUCCUGGUUCUCGCCAAACUGAUAAAUCAAUUAGUUUGCAUUGCAGGAUUCCUGUUCUUGACCCUGGUUCUGGGUAAACCUCCCUACACUCCUUUCUGGUUGUGUGUGUUAGAGAAAUAUAAUAUAAAAUCAUUGAAGGCUUAUAAGUUACCAAGUUGAGCUGUUAAAUGAAGGCCUCAUCAAUUGUUUUAUUAUAUCUC
Gastrolobium bilobum is the source of this 1100-nucleotide messenger RNA. RefSeq lists its product as uncharacterized. Gene Ontology annotation, biological process: telomere maintenance; mitotic DNA replication checkpoint signaling; meiotic DNA integrity checkpoint signaling. Bases 12 to 977 code for a protein of 321 amino acids. Lineage: Eukaryota; Viridiplantae; Streptophyta; Magnoliopsida; Fabales; Fabaceae. The record is from RefSeq and is a predicted model, not a curated record. Gene Ontology annotation, cellular component: nucleolus; checkpoint clamp complex; site of double-strand break. The transcript is spliced from 2 exons.